UGGACGCUGGUCUACUCCGAUGCUAGGUGGUAGUGCAAAGAAGAACAUAAUUAAUGUACACCAACGGUUGCUGGUACUACCAACCGUUGUUGUACAUUAAACAUGAUAGGCCAAAUCCAGGUGAUAUGGUUGUGUCUCAGCGUGUCUACAGUAUACUCAGCUACCCAUUCCCUGAAAUAUUUCUACACAGCGCUCCCACAAUCUACUGUCCUUCCAGAGUUCAGCGCUGUUGCAUAUUUGGAUGAGCAACCAAUUUAUUUAUAUGACAGCUCUACAAAGCAAGUGGUAGCUCGACAGGAGUGGGUAAAAGGAGCUGUGGAUGCAGACUUCUGGAGAAGAAAUACACAACUUCUUAUGGAGAUUGAGAAGGUGUUCAAAAACAACAUGGACACUGCAAGAGAUCGCUUCAACCAGACAAGUGCCCUUGCUUUGCAGAAAAUGUAUAGCUGUGAGUGGAAUGAGGAAACUGGUGCUACAGAUAGAGAUGAACUGUAUGGAUAUGGAGGAGAGGACUUCCUGUCAUUUGAUCUGGAGCAAGAAAGAUGGAUUGCACCUGUUCUGCCGGGAUUUAUGACCAAAUUGAAGUGGGAUGCUGAUGGUCCUAAGCUUAAAGCCAAAACUCACUAUCUAACCCAUACCUGUAUUGAAUGGCUGAAGAAAUAUGUUUCUAAUCAAAGCAUGUCGGAUAGGAAAGUCCCACCGCAGGUAACUUUGCUUCAGAAUGACUUCUCCUAUCGAGUGACCUGCCAUGCAACAGGCUUCUAUCCGAAAGCAAUCAGGAUACAUUGGAGAAGAGAUGGAGUAGAGAUCCAUGAUGAUGUGAAGCAUGAAGAGACCCUGCCUAACAUGGAUGGGACGUAUCAGAAGAGAACCCAUCUCACUGUGUCCCCUGAAGACCUACAGAAGCACAACUACACAUGCACUGUCCAACACAUUAGCGGUGAUGUGGUUCUGUCUGCUAACAGGGACAGCAUUCGCAGCAACAGCAGGCAUACUCAAAGGCAGUACAUCUUCAUCAUCAUUGUCCCAGUGGUCUUGGUAUUGGUCAUCUUUGUUGUUGUGGUUUUCGUAAUGAUAAAGAAGUUCCGCAACGGAAAAGAACAAACGUCUGAAAAGGAAAAACAAUGUGCAACAAGUCUCCUGGAGAAGGUUGUUCUUCUGCUCAACGAUGGUUCUGACAGAACGUCCAACAGAAACAGAACCGUUUUCUCAAGCUCUUCAAAUGGCUCUGAGUCUUCCCGCUCUGCCGACUCUGGCCACUCUGUUGACUCUGUUGACUCUGGCGGCUCUGCAGACUCUGGCGGCUCUGCCGACUCAUUUACAUUGACAUUUUAGUCAUUUAGCAGACGCUCUUAUCCAGAGUGAAUACCUUUUUUUUUUUUUUUU
Messenger RNA from Coregonus clupeaformis (lake whitefish), 1386 nucleotides. Its product is annotated as major histocompatibility complex class I-related gene protein-like. Gene Ontology annotation, biological process: immune response. Gene Ontology annotation, cellular component: external side of plasma membrane. The record is from RefSeq and is a predicted model, not a curated record. The transcript has 9 exons. NCBI's taxonomy places the organism in Eukaryota, Metazoa, Chordata, Actinopteri, Salmoniformes, Salmonidae. The coding region runs from base 103 to 1335 and encodes 410 amino acids.